Molecule: messenger RNA, 2163 nt
Organism: Entamoeba invadens IP1
Lineage: Eukaryota; Evosea; Mastigamoebida; Endamoebidae
Product: tyrosine protein kinase Lyn, putative
Exons: 3
Coding region: 1-2163 (720 amino acids)
Biological process (GO): protein phosphorylation
Molecular function (GO): protein kinase activity; ATP binding
Source: RefSeq, a predicted model, not a curated record
AUGGCACCUGUGUCGAAUUGUGUAAAAUGCUCAAACAUGGGAGUAUUAAAUUGUGAUGGUAAUUGCAUUGUUUUUGAAUCAAGUGGGUGUGUUUCAUCACCAAACACAUAUUGUUCGGGUUGCCAAAAUCAUUCAAAUUUCAUUUCAGAAUCAAAUGGCGUUUGUAGUGAGAUUUCGAAUUGUAAAAUAGCAAUAACAAAUGGGAAAUGCGCGUCUUGUAACGACGGGUAUUAUUUCACACCAAAUCAAACAUGUGUUGGUUUGUCAAGUAAUCAAACAGAAAAUUGUGACCUCAUCAACAAUGAUAAUGGGAAGUGUAUUCGUUGUGCCAACAAACAUUAUCUCAGUGAUGGAACGUGUUUAAAUUGUCCUAAUAAUUGCAUGAGUUGUAUCAAUGCAACUGUGUGUAUUGAAUGUGAAGGCGGUUUCUCAGUUUCAAGUAACGGGACUUGUAUGACAUCAACAACACAAAUGGAAAAUUGCAAGAAAAUGAUAAACCGACUUUUCAUAUGUGCAAUUUGUGAUGAAAAAUACUUCAGAAACGACAAGGGCCAAUGCGAGAAUUGUAUUGACAACUGUGAUGAAUGCAACCAGAAAAACACCUGUUUACAAUGCAAAGAAAACACAUUUCUUGUCACUGAAGGGAAUCAAUGCAUUCCAUACGAAGAUCAUACAAACUGCGAAACAAAAACUCAAAAUGGGUGUUCUCAAUGCUCGACUGGUUAUUAUGUGAAAAAUCAGUUAUGUGUGUCUUGUAAUUCCACAAAGUCAAAUUGUGAUAAGUGUAAUUCUGUUGGUGUGUGCACUUCGUGUUCUCCAAAUUACAUCUUAAUCAGCUCCGAAUGUAUUUCAAAAAGUAAUGUUAGUCAGUGCACCAAAGUUGACAACUCAAAAUGUGCAACAUGUAAAUUUUGGUACGCCCCGUCUUCUGAUGGCACUUCGUGUGCAAAGAAAGCAGUUUGGUGGGUUAUUUUUAUUGGCAAAAUUGAUAUACCCGAUGUCGUUGUUAAUAUCAAUGCAAUUGUGUUUGAAAGCAACGAAGACAAUAAGGAAAUAUCAGUGAAUGAAGAGAGUCGUGAACUCAUAUGUGUUGGUAAUAGUGGCAACAACACAAUUAAAGUCCAAUUUUCAACAAAAGAGAAUUGCUACAAAUACACAAUUCGAACUUCACCAAAUAUAGCAACAAUACCAAAAGGUAAAGCAAUCGAAUUUGAAGUGUUUCUGAAGCCGUUGUGCAGUUGUCAAAUUGAUGACAUCAUUGUCUUAAUUUCUUCCAAUUUGAAGAAAGGUGUUGUUUCCAAUAUGCACAUUAAUAUCAAAGCAAAAACACAACUUUCGACACGACUUGGUCCUGAUGAAUUGGAAGAAGAUAAGAAGCUUGGCGAAGGCUCGUUUGGUAUUGUUUAUAAAGGCACAUUCAGAAGCAACACUGUUGCUAUCAAGAAGAUGAAACAGUUCACAGAUGACCAAAAGUCGCUUGAAGAAUUUGAGAAGGAAGUAGACAUGUUGGACAAAUUCAGAUGCGAUUAUAUUGUCCACUUCUAUGGUGCUGGUUUUAUGACAAACAAAAUUUGUUUGGUCACCGAAUUUGCUUUAUAUGGGAGUUUACAAGACUUGAUGAAACACAAACAAUCAAGUGAAGUUGACAUGCAAACUCGACUUAAAAUGAUGUUGGACUCUGCAAACGGGAUUAUGUAUUUGCACAUAAAUGGGAUAUUACACAGAGACAUCAAACCAGACAACUUUCUUGUGUUUUCGUUGAACAAAAAAGACAAAGUCAACGCAAAACUGACCGACUUCGGGAGUGCAAGAAAUGUCAAUUUACUCACAACUAACAUGACAUUCACAAAAGGUGUUGGCACACCAAAGUAUAUGGCGCCUGAAAUACUCAACAGGGAGAAAUACAAGAAAGAGGCGGACGUCUAUUCAUUUGCUGUAACAAUGUUUGAGUGUUUCAAAUGGGGUGAAAUAUACCCCAAAAAGGAUUUCCAAUUUGCUUGGUCAAUUGCAGACUUUGUAUCUGCUGGGAAACGAGUCCAAAGAGAUAAAAAUAUUCCAGAACCCUAUUUCGAAAUCAUCAAACAGUGUUGGACUCAAAAGAAGCGUGACCGUGUUCCUAUUGAAUCAGUUGUCGAAAUGCUGAAUAGCGAAAUGAUAAAAUAA